This is a messenger RNA of Neoarius graeffei (lesser salmon catfish), 6372 nucleotides long. RefSeq names its product G protein-coupled receptor kinase interacting ArfGAP 1 (gene git1). The record is from RefSeq and is a predicted model, not a curated record. NCBI's taxonomy places the organism in Eukaryota, Metazoa, Chordata, Actinopteri, Siluriformes, Ariidae. Gene Ontology annotation, biological process: brain development; regulation of ARF protein signal transduction. Gene Ontology annotation, molecular function: GTPase activator activity; protein binding. The transcript has 21 exons. The coding region runs from base 391 to 2682 and encodes 763 amino acids.
CUACAGCCACACAGCCGACACGCGCGCGCAGGCUGCUGCAUGCAAAUAAAACGCCUUAAUGGGGUUUUCCGCUCGCGCGCUGUGCUGAAGCUAUGGGGCUCGGGUGAUGAUAAUAAUAAUAAUAAUAAUAAUAAUAAUAGAAAAAGAGCCAUUCGGAUCUCCACUGAGUGCUCGAGCGAACGCCAGGGCGGUGUUUACGUGGUUUACACUCCUUUGCAGAGGGCACUGAGCGGAGCGGAGAGGAGAGGAGAGGAGCUGGAGCAUCGGGAAGCUCUCCGACUCCGCCGGCUUCCGGACAUUCGGGGCGGCAUCGGCGCUGCUAACUGGAGCGACUGAAUCGACAUCGCAGCGUUGAUUCGCGUUAUAUCGGAAAAGGUGGCGUUUCCUAACAUGUCCAGAAAAGUCCAAAGAAGCGAGGUGUGUGCAGACUGCAGUGCGCCAGAUCCGGGUUGGAGCAGUAUAAACAGAGGGGUGCUGAUCUGUGAUGAGUGCUGCUCUGUGCACCGGAGCCUCGGACGUCACAUCUCCAUCGUCAAGCAUUUGCGCCACAGCGGCUGGCCACCUUCCUUACUACAGAUGGUGCAGACACUGGCCAGUAAUGGUGCGAACUCCAUUUGGGAGCAUUCACUACUGGACCCUGCACAGGUUCAGAGUGGUCGCAGGAAACCUAACCCACAAGAUAAAGUCCACCCCACCAAGUCAGAAUUCAUUCGCGCCAAGUAUCAGAUGCUAGCCUUUGUCCACAAACUACCGUGCCGUGAUGAUGAUGGGGUCACCAGCAAGGAUCUCAGCAAGCAACUGCAUUCGAGUGUGCGGACAGGAAGUCUGGAGACAUGUCUGCGACUGCUGUCUCUUGGCGCUCAGGCUAACUUCUUUCAUCCUGAGAAAGGCACCACUCCUCUGCAUGUGGCUGCUAAAGCGGGUCAGGUCCUGCAGGCUGAGCUGCUUGUGGUGUACGGAGCUGACCCCGGAGCGCCAGACAUCAACGGACGCACACCCAUGGAUUAUGCCAGGCAGGCGGGUCAGGUGGAGUUAGCUGAGCGCUUGGUGGAAUGUCAGUACGAGCUAACAGACAGGCUGGCUUUCUAUCUGUGUGGCCGUCGUCCAGAUCACAAGAAUGGACAUUAUAUCAUCCCUCAGAUGGCAGACAGAGCGCGCCCUAAGUGCCCAACACAGAGCCUGGACCUGUCUGAACUGGCCAAGGCUGCCAAGAAGAAGCUUCAAGCGCUAAAUAACCGCUUGUUUGAGGAGCUGGCCAUGGACGUCUAUGAUGAGGUGGACCGUCGGGAAAAUGAUGCGGUGUGGCUAACGACUCAGAACCAUAGUACGCUGGUUACCGAGAGGAGUGCUGUUCCCUUUUUGCCCGUCAACCCUGAAUAUUCGGCCACACGCAACCAGGGUCGACAGAAAUUGGCACGCUUUAACGCACGAGAAUUUGCUACACUAAUCAUCGACAUUCUCAGCGACGCCAAGCGGCGGCAACAAGGCAAAGGCCUGACAAGUCCUGCUGAGCCUCUAGACGUGAGCCAGGCAGACGAUGACCAGCACGACUAUGAUAGUGUAGCUUCAGAUGAGGACACAGACAGUGAAAUAACUGCACAGAACAACACCAACGCUCAGCGCAACAACCGUGCUAAGAGCAUGGACUCUUCUGAUCUGUCAGAUGGGCCCAUCACGCUGCAAGAAUAUCUGGAGGUGAAGAAAGCCCUGGCCUCAUCUGAGGCUAAAGUCCAGCAGCUCAUGAAGGUCAACAACAACUUGAGCGAAGAGCUGAGGAGGCUUCAGAAAGAGAUUUCGCGGAUGCAGACGGAGAACGUAGCUCUAAGGGGGGCUCAGGCUGGGCCUGCGGGGGCUCUGGGGGGUGGCAACCCGGCCCUUUGGCCCACCGGGGUAAGAGGGGCAGGAGGAGUAGGCAGUGGGGAGUUGAGCUUGGCUCCGCCCUCCUCAGCUCCUCUGCGGAGGGACAGGCAGGCCUUCUCGAUGUACGAGCCCGGAGUGGCCGCCCCCAAAGCCCUCGGCCCAGCACUGGACUCCCUGAGCGGCCACCUGCAGCCCCUCAGCACCAGCGUAAGUGUGCGAAAAGGGGCUUCUGCAGGCCCUACCCCUUAUGGAGGACCACACAUGUCCGCCUCCAUGGAGAUGGGACGCUAUAUGCCCCCUAAAUUAGAGAAACAUGGUAGUGGAACUGACAGUGACUAUGACAACACUCAAACAUAUGACAUCUCUGUUGGCAUGGGCCGCAGCAGCGAGGAGGAGAGCCGAGUGGAGGUGGAGGAUAGUGGAGAUGCGGGAGAGCCAGAUCCCACACUACCCUGCACAGAGGAUGUCAUCCUGAAGACUGAGCAGGUCACCAAGAACAUCCAGGAGCUGCUGAGAGCAGCACAGGAGUUUAAACAUGACAGUUUUGUGCCAUGCUCAGAGAAGAUCCACUCAGCUGUGACCGAGAUGGCCUCUCUCUUUCCGAAGAGACCAGCUCUGGACGCGGUGCGCGCCUCCCUCAAGCUGUUGGCCUCUAGCGCCUCGCGUCUGCAAGUGGAGUGUCGCAAAGCUGCACCCUCAGAGCCUUCGGCCAGCGCUGUUGAUUACCAGCUCCUCACCCAGCAGGUCAUACAGUGUGCCUAUGACAUAGCCAAGGCCGCUAAGCAGCUCGUCACCAUCACCACUCGCGAGAAGAAGCAGUGACCCAGCUCUGGGUUUGAUGGGUGCGGGGACACACUGGUGGUGGAAAGAGGAACUGCAAGCAAGCAAACAGUGGAUUGUUGAAGAUGAGAAAGAAAUGAAUGAUGGAAAUGGAAGGACACGAAUGGGUUGGAUGUUGAAUGUAGGGGAUGAUGUUAUUUUAUGAAUGGUGAUAAAAAUAAGAAUCAUAUGUGGGGGGGGGGAAGGAAUGGAAGUAACAGGAAGCUACAUGCAGGUUGCACCACCAACGGAGAGAGAGGGGGGCUUAUGGGAGACUGUUAUGGGAGACUGUUAUUGGAGCGGCUCAGAUCAUCUCACUACUUCUCUUAAUCUGUUAUUGGGAUCCUUUUUAACAUGCACCUUUCAUUCAUAUCUCUCUCUCAUACACACAGGUAUAUGCUGAUGACUCGUGCAUUUUUCUCUCUCUCACACACACACACACACACACACACACACACACACACACACACACACACACACACACAGACAGGUCUGCUCUUUCUCAGAAUUUUUAUUUUCUUUAAUGUUUGUUGAUUUCAUGUCUACUUUUAUAUGCCACUCCAUUGGCCUUUACCUCUCGGGACAAAGACGUAGACUUAAACACUUACACUGGAAUUAUUGUAAUGCUUAUGACUAUAGUUUUUUUUAAUUAUUAUUAAUGUUAUGAUUAUCAUUGUCAGUGAUGUUUUUUCUGAAUUUUGUUAAAUGUAUUAUUAUUAUUAUUAUUAUUAUUAUUAUUGAUGUUGUUUUUUUUGUGUGUGGUUUUUUUUUUUUCGUUAUUGUCCAUCAUUUGGUCGAGAAAGGGGGAACUUUUGAAAAUGGAACCCUCAGUUUUUUUUUUUCUCAGUAUUGGGGAUCCUCAUGAUCUUACAAGAACAUACCUGUUCUCCAGGAAGACAUGUUUUGUGUAAAAAAAAAAAAAUGUACAAGUCUGCAUUCACCAUAACCAAAGGAAAUAGCGAUGGUAAUGAGGACACUGUAGCAAUGAUUUUCUAGCCAUUAAGUUGCAUUUGUCAGUGUCUGAAAACGAGGUCAGCUCUCAUUCUUUUGACGAUGGAUCCAUUUCUUCAUUCAUCUCACAGUUCACAAUCCCUCCAUUGUAUGAUUUCAUCGAAGCUGCAGAUUUGUUGUCUCAUUCGUUACAUUGCCUGUAUUUAGGAGUAUAGAGGUCCACUGUGGUAGGACGAUUCCUCUCCAGUUCUUCCACUGUAUUUUCUUUGAGAGCAUCAGUUUGGCUUCUUUCCUAGUGUAGCGAGUUACAGAGUUUUGAUGUGAACUUCUAUUUUUUUGGACCAGAUUUUUUUUUUUCUUCUAUGAAAAUAUCAGAUUGAGUAUACUUCAUGUUUAUAUUGUUUUCUUGAUUUGGAAAGCAUGUGUACUGUUAGUUUAAUAAUGUUUUAUAAGCUAUACAGAUAUGAGUGCUGAUGAUGGACGGGCAACAUCAGUGUUUACUGUCCAGGCAUUUCAGCAGGUUGCAGUAAUGGGGAAAAAAAAUCACAGCUGUGCUGUAUAAAUCUGUCCCCUAGUUGAUUCUGGAGCCAAAAAGCCAGUGUGUAUGAGAUUGUAAGCAGCAGUCAGGGCCCCAAUCCACUGCUGAAUACUAGCUAUAGAGCACUCUGGCUCAUAGUACCACCAAGUUAUUUUGUCUGACGAAUACUCCUUGAUAUUGUGGGGUUAGUAAACUGGAGCUUUCAAAUCCUAUAUAUCGAGCACUAUUAAUGUUUAUAAUUCUCAGGCUUCUUUUAGACAGCUCGUCACAAUAUGUUUUCACAGAUGCCUGUUUGGUGUUUAUACGACGACAACAUUUCAGUUUUUCUUUGGACAACAUCCAUAUUUCAGCAGAUGAUCACAUACUGAUGAUGUGUCUGACUAGACAGCUAGUACAACAGAUCAUCUUAUUUUACUGUCAAGGCACAGUCUAUCCCACAUUGUCCCGUCAAUACACUUUCAGUGUUGUUUUUGUAUUUCUUUUGCCAUUACAUAAGCCUUAAUUUUACUUUUCUCACUUUGUUCAAUUUACCCUGAUGUUUUCAGCCAUUUCAUGCACUUGCCUUAUUUCUUUUUCAUUUUGGAAAUGGGAUAUUGUUUUCCUUAAAAAAAAAAUUUCAAACAACUGUUUGAGAGAAUUUACCAUUUACUUUGCACAUCAGUUAUUUUUUUUAAUAGCUACAUGGCAUCUCUUCCAGACUCUUUAUUCCCUCGGGGUAGUGCACAUGGAACCGAAUCAUUGAGUAUGUGUUACACAUAUUGCUAAUUUUGCCUUUUUCACAAGGCUGUUUUACAGUGGCUCUUGGAAGAUGUUUUACACAGUUUAUUGUGACCUUAGUUAAGAGGUUCGUACCUGAAAAGAUGGUGUGUGUGUGUGUGUGUUGGGAAAUGGGAGCCUUAGCACACAUGGACUUCAUGAUCUAUCCAGCACAAUGUUGGGCUCCUUUAGUGUGAGUUCUGUAAGUUUAAUGUCUGUCUUGUCCCAUGCAGCCUCAUGCCAUGAUACAAACAACAAUCAAUGCACACAAGAACAAAGCCUGUGUGAGUGCACACUUGCACGCACGCGCGUGCGCACACACGCGCACAUGUUCACAUCCUACUAAUGCAUCGUCUCUUCAAGUCAGUCAAACACACUGCACUGUACUCCUCAUAACUGUUUUGAGAUGGCUGAUGGGAGAAUUUCUUUUCGCAGAGUUAAUUGUACAAAAUAAAGACAUUAAACUAAGCAAAAAAAAAAAAAAAUAGAAACUCAUAAGCUGUACAUUUGUAAUAAAGACAAAACUGGUAAUUGUCCUAAAAGAAUGCUUAUUUGUAUAUAUUUUACUUAUCAAGUGUUUAGUUUUUUCUCCUUUCGUCCUUCCAUAAUUCAGGAACUGAUUUAUCUGGAAGAUUAUUUGCAUUUUAUUCACUGAGAUAAAGCAGAGUGUAAACCGAUAGUUCUCAAAGCAGGGUCCAGAGACCCCAAGAGGUCCUUAAAGCAUAGGCAAGGGCUCAUCUCAUCUCAUCUCAUUAUCUCUAGCCGCUUUAUCCUUCUACAGGGUCGCAGGCAAACUGGAGCCUAUCCCAGCUGACUACGGGCGAAAGGCGGGGUACACCCUGGACAAGUCGCCAGGUCAUCACAGGGUAGGCAAGGGCUCUGAUUUAUAAAUGUCAAAUGUAUUCUGUUGGAAAGUUUAGGACGAGAGAAGCUUUAUGGUUCAAAUAAAUAGCCAGAAUAUUUGAAUCAUGGGUCUAAUAUUGCAAUGGUUGGAUUAGUUCAUGAAAUUAUGCUUUAGGGUGUGCGAAUUAUAUUUUACAGUUAAAGGGGUCCUUGGUAAAAAGUUAUGUACAACCGUUUGCGGUUGUAUCCAUUGAAUAGGAUUGUAUACAAUGGCCUGUCGAAGCUUUAACAGCUCAUUGAAUUGCUUGCUCUUGUUUCAGUACAUAAAUUAAACCAGGAUGGUGGGGUCUCCGAAGAUGGAGAGCAAUGAUUAGACAUUUCAUCAUAGCCAAAAACCAUGCCUGAUUUGUAAAACUGAUUAUCUGCUCCAAGACUAUCGAUCGAGUUCAAAAUGCAUGCCUCAUCAGCUUUCUGCUGAGGUGAAUAGCUCAGUGCUUAACUUCCCUCAAUAAUCAAGCACUGUAUAUGUGCUACGGAGGAAACACGUGUAUUGGGAUGUGAUAUUUGAAGGAAAUUAUGCUACUAUAUUAAAAAUAUUUUAAUAA